Molecule: messenger RNA, 978 nt
Organism: Solanum dulcamara
Lineage: Eukaryota; Viridiplantae; Streptophyta; Magnoliopsida; Solanales; Solanaceae
Product: probable protein phosphatase 2C 55
Exons: 1
Coding region: 1-978 (325 amino acids)
Source: RefSeq, a predicted model, not a curated record
AUGGCUGCAUGCUUAUCAUCAUUAGGUCAUGAUCAAUAUUCUUCCAACAAUUUUGAUGAACUUUUCAACCUGCCACGCUACAAGAGGUACUACGACUUUUCUUCUUAUCAAGUUAAUGAUCAUCUGGAAAAUCACAGCAACAAGAGAUUCAAAUUUAGUCAUGAUGAUGUUCCAUCAUUCAAGAAAGUACUGGAUGACAACGUUGAAAAGAAAGUACUCGAAUUUAGUAGCAACAAAUUACCAUGUCUAAAAAUGGUAGCUGGAUCUUUAUACAUACCCAAAGACAAUCCAAAGAAGCCGCUAGGUGAAGAUGCACACUUCAUCCAUGAAGUAUACCAAACUAUUGGUGUCGCUGAUGGCGUUGGUGGUUGGGCUCAACAUGGGAUUGACGCUGGAAUAUACGCGAGAGAGCUUAUGAAGAAUUCACUUAUCGCUACAGAUAAUGAACCGACGAAAGGUCACGUGAACCCUAAAAGGGUUCUUGAAGAAGCAUACAAAAACACAAAGCCCGAAGGAUCGUCUACAGCUUGUAUUAUAACCCUCAACUCGGAAAAAAGUACUAUAGUUGCUGCUAAUGUUGGCGAUAGUGGAUUUUUCCUAACCAGAAAGGAGAAAAUUAUAUAUAAGUCGCCGAUACAACAACGGGGAUCAUUUGGAUGUCCGUAUCAAUUGGGAAACUGCAGGGAUAAUCCUAGCGUUGCUCAGGAGAUGGAAUUAAACGUCGAAAAAGAUGAUAUUUUGAUGAUUGGAACGGACGGGAUGCUUGAUAAUAUGAAUGAAAGUGAAAUUGAGGAAAUUGUUCGGAGAGCGAUCGAUGAGAAGUUGAAGGCAAAGGAGUUGGCUAAGAAAAUUGGAAACAUUGCAUUGUACAACUCAUUCGAUAGAUUUGCAGAUACACCAUAUGCAAGAGCAUCUAAGGGACGACAUAAAGGAGGAAGAAUUGAUGAUAUUACUGUUAUUGUUGCUUAUAUACAAUAA